UGUUUUAUACACAGACUGUGGCAUAUCAACAUUUUAGCUGGAUUUUUGUUGCUUACAACCUGUAUUCAAAUCUCAGUGUCUCAUACUGGAUACAGUAGAUAAAUGUUGCUUUUCAAAUAUAGUAUGGGAGAAAAUCCAGGAAUAUGAUGUCAUCAACAGAGGGAUGAGUCUGUUCUGUUCAGGGAGGGGCAGAAAACCAGAAGUUAGACUUGUUCAUGCAACAGAAGGAGCUUGGCUGUUCCCAGAGACGUGUUGCACUUCACUCAUUUGUACCUGCUCAGUGGUGGAUUUGCAGUCAAGUUCCUCAGUCUGGUUCAACAUGAAGCCUUGUGAGUCUGAAGAGUGUAACUGUGAGGAUAACCGCAGUGUGCAAAGGAACAGGAGAAGAACAGGAGAAGAACAGGAGAAGAACAGGAAAUGUUCAAGCUAACAUUGCCUCAAAAAACAUCCACUGUCUACAGCCUCAAAUGUGCUAAAGCCCAUUAGAGGUUCAUUAUGUAAACACUGGAAAUUAAAAAUUAAAGUAAUGGGGUCAGUAAAAGCAGAACAUUUUAGGAAAAUUUCAGACACUUCCUCUAUUUCUCCAAAAUAAUUAGUGCCUCUUCAGUGAAAGAGAAUUGAAAGGACAUUCUGAGUAACUUUCAGAGCAUGUUUCAGAGGUGCCACAACGGCCACCUUUUGAUAUUCACUUACACAAAUAUACCAAUCAAAUCCCUUCUAAGGCCGAAGAGACGCGGACAAGCGGUCCCACUGCACUUGGACUGGAUGGAAACAAGAGCCUCGGUGCACUGAGCCUGGGGAUAGAUGACAAAGAUGCAUUUUUGCAGAUUGAAAGAAGAGCAGGCGGAAAUAGAAGCUUCAAAAAUAAGCCUUCUGGAGAAGAUACAGGAUUUAUAAAGAGGGUGUCUUGCCUGUGUUUUUCUUGACAUUAAAUUCCAAAAGUAAAAGUCUUCCACAGAAGAAAUGGUUUCCAACACAACUGAGAAUGUUACACAACUUUACAACUUCAUGGCCACCCAAAACCUCACUGCCAGUCCAGCAAAUUUCCACAAUAAUUCAGGAGUGCAUCAGCUGAAUCCAUAUGUAUGUAUCAAUCCAAAUAUAUGGAAAUGGCUAGAAGAUUUUCAGCCUGGAUUCCUUUGGUUUAUAUUUAUUCUGGGAGCAAUUGAAAAUUCUUUUGUACUCACCGUCCUGUGUUUCCACAAGAGUCGCUGCACAGUGGCUGAGAUUUACCUGGCAAACAUGGCCCUUGCUGACCUGAUGUUAGUCUGUGCUUUACCUUUCUGGGCCAUUAACAUUUCUAAUAGUUUUAAUUGGCCUUUUGGCCUGUUCCUCUGCAAAGCUGUCAACAUAAUGAGUAACGUGAACUUUUAUUCUAGUAUUUAUUUCCUGACAUUAGUGAGCAUUGACCGCUAUCUGGCCUUGGUGAAAACCAUGUCUCUUGGACGGAUGCGACGAACCGUUUGUGCCAAAUGGAAUAGCUUUGUAGUCUGGACAUGUGCAUUGCUCAUAUGUUCACCCACAAUGGUGUUCCGAAAUUUAAAGUAUUACGAAGAAUACAACAUCACAGCCUGCGCUCUUGUUUACCCAGUCAGCUACUGGGAGCCUGCAAGCAACUGCUUGCUAAAUAUUGUGGGCUUUGUGAUCCCACUCUGUGUAAUUACUUAUUGCACUGUGCAAAUCGUCAAAGCCUUAAGAACCAGUGAACUACAAAAACUGAAGCUAGUCCAGACAGAGAGGAAAGCCACCGUGCUGGUCCUUGCUGUGCUCUUACUGUUCAUCGUUUGUUGGCUUCCAUUCCAGAUAAGCACAUUCAUUGACACAAUCUGUUACCUCGCACCCACUUUCAAAUGCCUGGAAGAAAUCAAUGAUAUAGUAACUGAGAUAGCUACUUACUGUGCCUUUAGCAACAGCUGCCUGAACCCAGUCCUGUAUGUAAUUGUUGGGAAGCACUUCCAGAAGAAGGCUGUGGAAUUCUACAAGGGCUUGUUCCCAAAGAGGUGCAGAAAAUCACAGUCAGUGCAGAUGGAAAACUCUCUGGACACUUUAAGAACUUCAAUUUCAAGUGAAUAUUCAAGGAAAAAGUCUGUUUUCCCAUUACCACGAUAACACUAAUUGUUUAUUACAGGAAAAAAAGCCUUCUAACACAUCAGUCUCUGCUAAUAUACAUCUGCUGCUGCUCCACAAAAUAAACAUGUGGUAGUGUUCAUACUUUGUGGGAAAACAACUGUUUUAUCUUCACGGAAACUCCAUACAGAGACUUGCUUCUAAUGUUAUUAGACAUUUUCAUGAAUGAAUCCUACUUUGUAGCAUAGUUACAUUUUCAUGGCUGAAUAAUGUUUGAUGCAUGUAUCAUUUGAAAUGUUUGCAUUUCUAGGGUGUACAUACAUGUAUCUCUGAACAGAGCCUCAGUAUAGAAGCUGUUGUCAGGACUGUGCAACUGCUCAUGGUACCCAUACAGUUUGUUAAACUAGAUAUUUGAUAGGAAACACUUGUAUUUGAGUUCUGGCAAAUGAAUUCUGUAGGACUAUUAUUCAAAUGGAUUUUAAGGUGUGGCCAUCAUCUGAUGUUUUACUUUCUCUGUUUAGUCAUCCAAAACUAUUUUGAUUAUGUGAUUAACAAACUGUGCCUUUUUGCAACUGCUCUGACCCUGCUAGUUACAUCAGCUUGGGUGCAUGGAAAGUAGCUCAAAAUAGGCAAAGCAGUAGCAGAAGGAAGACUGCAGCCAGCUGCUCGAAGUUAGCUGAGUGUUCUUCAUAGCAGGAGAUUCUUUACCCCUUCUCCAACAGGGUAAAAGUAUUCGCUUUCACCAUUUGAGUGAGUGGAUGUUAUUUGAACUCGUAUCUACUCUUCAACUCAAAGACUUAGUUUUUAAUAUUCACAAAAGGUAAUUAAUAUUUGUAAUAUUAUUUAAUUGAAACAUAAAAGCUCAGCAUAACUCAUAUAAUCUCACAAGUAGAAGAAACUGAGAAUGUGAAGGAGACUAUCACUUACAUGCAUUAGAAAUCUAACUGAAGCUAAUAGGAGUCUUGAAAGUUCAGAGUAUUCAAAAAUAACCUUUUCAGGCUGUAAUAAUACCUACAUUUUAUUCGUAGAGUUAAUCUGAGUGAUUUUUGUACAAGAUAGCUUUUCCCCAACUGGACUGGGUUUGUGAUAUAAAUUGAGUUUAUGCAGAAGACAAACUCAUGGUAUACUGAAUUGUCAGUGUGCACUUUUACUGCUAGGAAUAUUGAUAAAAAACUGAGUCGGAGAUGAUCUAAAAUCUUCUGAAACUAAUAGAGCCUUUGUUCUUUUCAAAGCACUUAAGGUUACAGCCUUAAAAUCACCAAGGGAAAUGGAGUUUGUUGACGUAAGUAAACUCAGACUGUGACUGCAUGUUCUUCAUUCAUCAGAGCUUGAAUGGAGCAAUAAAGUUCUAUUUAGGAUGGGAAAUUUGUAUUAAACCCAAAAAUGCUCUAGAAGUGUGUGGAUGUGCUAUACAACUAUGGGAUUUAGGUCACCAUAGAGGAUUUAUAGACAACUUCCAUAGAUUUUCUUUAAAAAUCCAGUAUAAUCCUAUGUCAUAAACACUUCUAUUGUUCAUUCUUUAAAUAAUCCAAGAUACCUAUGAUGAAACACUGAAAGGCUUCCUGUUAUCUACAGUGUUAUCAAUACGAUCUUGUUCAGAAGCAUGCUAUUCACAAAACCAUUAAAUAGAAGGAAAUCUAUACAGAGAUUAUUGAAGAAAUGGAAGAGAUUUAUGAGUAUUUGGUACUGAGAAGUAAAAUAUAAAUAUGUUAUUAUAGUAAUAUGAUAUUAAUUUAAAUCAUGUAAAUAUAUAGACACAUUAUUUUGCUAUGCACUAAGCAUGUACAACAGAGAAUAAAGUGCUUUAAGAAAUGA
Columba livia (rock pigeon) is the source of this 3882-nucleotide messenger RNA. RefSeq names its product bradykinin receptor B2 (gene BDKRB2). Gene Ontology annotation, molecular function: bradykinin receptor activity; C-C chemokine receptor activity; C-C chemokine binding. The record is from RefSeq and is a predicted model, not a curated record. Gene Ontology annotation, biological process: vasoconstriction; immune response; G protein-coupled receptor signaling pathway. Gene Ontology annotation, cellular component: membrane; external side of plasma membrane. NCBI's taxonomy places the organism in Eukaryota, Metazoa, Chordata, Aves, Columbiformes, Columbidae. The transcript is spliced from 3 exons. Bases 964 to 2109 code for a protein of 381 amino acids.